GUGCCAAUUUGAAAUAAGUGUAAUACAUUUUAUAUGAAUAAUGUAUUUCCCCAGAUUUAUUGGUACGUAAUUUGCUCUAGUCUUUUCACUUCAUCGUUCACAAACAAUUUGAACCCUAGUUUCACAAAUCCUCGAUUUCUUUCUCUAAUUGGAUCGCGAGGGAUAUAGUUUGGUUCAGCAGAAAGAGGGGAAAACGUUUCCUCACAUUAGGUUUCAAUUUGGGGGAAUGGCAUCUGAGAAGAAACCUUCAGAGGGCAUAGCCUUGCUCUCGAUGUACGCCGACGAAGAUGAUGAGAUGGAAGAACUCGACGAGGAAGUAGAAAAUAUCGAUGAAGGUGGAAUUCCCCUUCCGGCGUCGGAUGCCGUCGCCGUGAACGAUAACGAUGGUGUUGCAGAUUACAGCAAGGAAGAGAGUGGUCGAUUCAACGGCUACACUCCUCCAGCAUCCGCCACUCCACAGCAAACGAUCUUCUCGCCCCAAGAGCGGCUGCAAGCGCAGCAGUUCGGUUCGGAUUUGAAUAAUGGUCAGAGCCAAAAGAGUCGGCCGACUAUUGUGGAUUAUGUUCAUGAAGAGGGCGCCAUGUCUCCGGAAGCAGAGGAAGGUCGAAUAAAGGCGACUGGACGAGUAAUGUAUGGGGAGCAACUUCAAAGCAGUGAUGGUGAAUCACUAGAAAAGAAAUCACCAGGUAUGGCUCGGCUUCCAACGCCUAGCACUCGAGCUGCUACCCCACAAUCAUUAGAACCAGAUCAGCCUGAAACAGAUGCCAUGGAUUAUGCUACAAAUGAAUCAGAAGCUGCAGGGACUGAGGAUGCUGUUAUGGUUUCUGUUGAGGAUCAAAAGAAUAUUGAUCCAUUAGAUAAAUUUCUGCCCCCACCUCCCAGGUCCAAAUGCUCAGAAGAGCUGCAAGAGAAGAUUAGUAGGUUUCUUGCUCUAAAGAAGACUACUGGAAGAAGCUUUAAUGCAGAGGUGCGGAAUAGAAAGGAAUAUCGAAAUCCUGAUUUCCUGCUGCAUGCUGUGACUUACCAAGAUAUUGAUCAGAUAGGAUCCUGCUUCAGUAAAGAUGUAUUUGACCCACAUGGAUAUGACAAGAGUGACUUCUACGAUGAAAUAGAAGCUGACAUGAGAAGGGAAUUCGAAAGGAAAGAGCAAGAAAGGAAAAAAAGUCAGAAGUUAGAGUUCACUCCUGGAGGAGUACAGCCAGGGAAUGCUCUCCCUACACCAAAAAUCAACAUACCAACUCCAGGAUUGACUGCUGUUUCCGGUGUAGUAAACGUACCAUCAGCUACUUCAGAAAGCAUGGGUCGGGAUGGUAGACAGAACAAAAAGUCAAAAUGGGAUAAGGUGGAUGUUGACCAAAAGAGUUCUUUGACCGCUGGAGGGCAAGAAAAUCUUUCUGCUGUUGGUGCUCAUGCCGCACUCCUAUCUGCUGCUAAAGCUGGUAGCGGAUACUCAGCAUUUGCGCAACAACGAAGGAAGGAGGCAGAAGAUAGACGAUCUAGUGAUAGAAAAUCGGACAGAAGAUAAUGAAGCUGCCCGUAUUCGCCUUAUAGCUACUAACAUGAAGAUGAAAGGAUUGGCUAGUUACAGAGAUUUCAAGACGGUAUUCUGUGUAAAGAACAUACGUCGUAUGCAUGGCCAUCGAUAUCAAUCCUACCUUCCAGUAUUUUGGUGGCGAUGUUGCACUAAUGGUUCGUAUGUACUCGAACUGUAACACCCAGGUAAAUCAGCAUGUAGUGAAAUGCUGUUCUUGUGUUUUGUGUCAUGAUGAGUUGUAAUUUGGUUAUAAUCCAUCUUGUGUCACUGUCUGUAGUCAGAUUCCUUCAUUGAUGAUAUGGAAUCAAAGCAGAAAGGAAGGCCAGGCCAGGCCAGGCCAGUCUCCUCUUUUUUGAUUGAGAAAUAAACCAAUCUACUUUAUAUGUAUUGCUAGUUGUUUACAACUAAAUUAUUAUAACCUUAGUGCGAUCUUUCCACCUACUGUGAA
Molecule: messenger RNA, 1982 nt
Organism: Salvia splendens (bonfire salvia)
Lineage: Eukaryota; Viridiplantae; Streptophyta; Magnoliopsida; Lamiales; Lamiaceae
Product: SAP30-binding protein
Exons: 8
Coding region: 227-1525 (432 amino acids)
Biological process (GO): regulation of DNA-templated transcription
Cellular component (GO): nucleus
Source: RefSeq, a predicted model, not a curated record